GAGGGGCAUGAUUUGUUUGCUGAUCAGAGCCAAUAGAAAGCUCUCAGUGUGAUCAGAUCCACAUGCGAGUGACGGAGACAAGCCAGAAAGCAGAGUUCCAACACACACACACACACACACAGAGAGAGAGAGAGAGUGAGAGAGUCUCCUCCAGCAGAAAGCAGCAUCAGUCUGAGGAUCCUUCACACACAACAGAGAAGCUCUCGUCUGCUCCGUCCAUGGGUCGGUGUUCCUGGACUCUGGAUCUGCUCCGUCUCUGACCACACUCGUCCAGGAUGAGCUGUAAGGUGGCGCUGUGGCUGCUGUUCACCGGUCUGCUGUGUCUCGCCUCCGCCGGCCGUAAGACCCGACCGCAGGGAUCCAUCCCAUCACCCUACAAGACCAGCUCCAACACCUCCGACCGGCGCGCACGCAAACAGGAAGUGCUGGCCUCCAGCCAGGAAGCUCUGGUGGUGACCGAGCGCAAGUACCUGAAGAGCGACUGGUGCAAGACGCAGCCGCUGCGGCAGACGGUCAGUCAGGAGGGAUGCAGGAGCCGCACAGUCAUCAACCGCUUCUGCUACGGCCAGUGCAACUCCUUCUACAUCCCUCGGCACGUCAGGAAAGAGCAGGAGUCCUUCCAGUCCUGUGCCUUCUGCAGACCGCAGCGCUUCACCAGCCUCACCGUGGAGCUCCAGUGCCCUGACCUGCAGCCGGACGUCCGCUACCGCAAGAUCCAGCGCGUCAAGCAGUGUCGCUGCAUGUCCGUCAGCGUGUCCGAGUCUGGGAAACAGUGAGAUCCUGACCACGCUUCACUGGAAACAUCUGCUGCUACUCUGAGCUGAGAGACUGCAAGGCUUCAGCACAUCAUCUUCAGACUGUCCUGAUGGACACCGGUCACUGUCAGUCACCACUGGUCACUAUUGGUCACAAAAGGUCUUCAUUGGUCACUAUCAGUCAUCGUUAUACACUAUUGGUCCCCAUUGGUCACUGUUGGUCUCCAUCCAUUACUGUUGGUCAAUAUGAUCGUCAUCAUUGGACACUAUUGGUUACUACUGGUCUCCAUCGGACUAUUAGUCACGACUGGUCUCCAUCGGACACUAUCGGUCACCACUGGUCACUGUCAGUCAUCAUUGGUCACCAAGGUCGUUAUCGGUCAAUAGAGAGUGUGUGGAAUCUGAAUGAGGUGCGAGAGAAGACUCUACGCUGAACUCUAGAGCUUCUGACCCCUGUGUGAUGGUCACUGAUAGUUAACACCAAACAUGCAUAACUAGACUGAUUAUAGAGAUUCUAUAGAAAUAUGGUACAGCAAAAG
Messenger RNA from Carassius auratus (goldfish), 1294 nucleotides. RefSeq names its product gremlin-2-like. Gene Ontology annotation, biological process: animal organ morphogenesis. Lineage: Eukaryota; Metazoa; Chordata; Actinopteri; Cypriniformes; Cyprinidae. The record is from RefSeq and is a predicted model, not a curated record. Gene Ontology annotation, molecular function: BMP binding; receptor ligand activity. The transcript is spliced from 2 exons. The coding region runs from base 276 to 776 and encodes 166 amino acids.